AAGAAAAGAUAGAUAUAAACUUCAUCUUCCUUGAUAAUAAUUUCAUGUCCGAACCAAAUAGAUCAGUUGUUUCACUUGUUUUCCUCCUCGUUUUCUCGUCCAUGUUUUCACAGAAGAUGGUUUUUGGAUCACCACCACCUGUUCAUGAACGUAUCAUCAAGAGACCAGACCCUCUUCGACAUUUGAAGGACUACAAAGGGUUCUUUAAUGUCACCAACAAGCAUUACCGGGCAUCAACGGCAUUUACAGGAAUUCAUGGAUAUGCAAUGGCGGGAGUUUGGACAUUGUGUGGAGCAUGUCUUGGGAUUUUCAUGAUUUUCAAGAACUCAUUAAGGAGCAACGAAUCUUCUUCUUCUUGGUUUACUGUCCAUUUGGAAAAUUACUUUCUGCUGCUGCUUAUAUUGUUCCUCCUCUUAACGUUGCUCGCCAUAGUUGCUGCCAGCUUUGUCAUUGCAGCAAACCAGAUCUCACUGCAAAGAACAAAGGAACUGAAAAAUACUCUGGUCCAUGGUGGACUCGAUGUUGCUCUAUCCAUCCGAAAAAUAAUUACUGCAAUGACAAGAAUGCAGUACCUUCUUCUUCCUUACGAUCAACACACGUCCGAGAAAUUGAAUGUGACGACUCAUAGACUCGGAAAGGAAUCACGAACGAUUCAUGAUUUCAUUAGAGGUCAUAAGCAUUCUCUCGAUGUGGCAGUUCAUAUUCCAUACAUAGCACAUCUUGGUGUUGCCAUUGUCAACCUGCUAUUGUUGGUUUCUGCACUAGUUCUGCUCCUGUUACAUUGGCACCCUGGACUUAUCUUUAUAAUUCUUUUGUGCUGGAUCUUAACAGUUGUGUGCUGGGUUUUGACCGGUUUCGAUUUCUUCCUUCACACUUUUGCUGAAGAUACUUGUUCAACUUUUGAAGAUUUUGUGCAAGAACCACACAACAACAGUUUAACCUCAAUAUUACCCUGCAUGAAUUCAACGAAAUCGGAAAAUUUAAACGCAAAAAUAGAUGAGGUGUGUGAAAAAAUGGGGAUCAACGAACAAAGUUUCGAAAUGCUCGGCGGAUUUCGGAUGAUAUGUGACCCGUUCACCGGACCACCAAGCUACAGCUAUGAACCUGAAGCAUGUGCUGAAGAUGCCAUCCCCAUCGGCAAAAUACCAGAUAUCAUUUCAAGGUUUACCUGUUACAAGGAGAAUUCAACUAAAGCAUGCAUAGAUGAUGGGAAGUUCAUCCCAGAGGAUACUUCAGACAAAGCAUUGGCAUACAGCUACACUGUUGAGUCAUUGCUUGAUGUAUAUCCUGAUCUGCAGAACUUGACAGAAUGUGUAAUGGUGAAGAACACAUUCUCUAAGAUUUCCCUGAAUCAAUGCAGGCCAUUCAGCAAAUCCCUUUUCUGGCAAUGGGCUUCCAUGCUAUCCCUUUCCAUUUUCAUGAUGUUUUUAGAGUUAACUUUGAUUCUCAAAACUUAUCAAGUAAAGGGAAGAAACUUUUCUAUGUUUUCAAUCUUCCCCAACCCAUCAAACUCUACUAAUAUAGAACAUCAAAAUGUACAAUGAAUAUUUCUAAAAAUGUAUCCUUUGUAAAUAA
Molecule: messenger RNA, 1575 nt
Organism: Hibiscus syriacus
Lineage: Eukaryota; Viridiplantae; Streptophyta; Magnoliopsida; Malvales; Malvaceae
Exons: 9
Coding region: 45-1544 (499 amino acids)
Cellular component (GO): membrane
Source: RefSeq, a predicted model, not a curated record